Messenger RNA from Physella acuta, 747 nucleotides. RefSeq names its product 32 kDa beta-galactoside-binding lectin-like. The record is from RefSeq and is a predicted model, not a curated record. NCBI's taxonomy places the organism in Eukaryota, Metazoa, Mollusca, Gastropoda, Physidae. Gene Ontology annotation, molecular function: carbohydrate binding.
CCGACCGCCAUUUUUCCUUUUGCGUGUCCCAACUUUGUGUGGUGAGCUGCCUGUCAGAAGUUGCUUUUAAAUCGAAACCACACCUAUUCAAAAAGUUUUCAGGUGUUUUAACAUAGCAGUGUAGGUACGUGACAACAAAUUUGUUUAGCAAGAUCAUGCUGUUGGGACUGCAGACUUUGCUAUCUUUUCUGGCCAGCUUUUUGUUGGUUAAAGGUGACAACAUCACCUACCACCACAACUACAAGCGCAGUUUUACAGCCACUUCUGUGUAUCGCUUACCUUACUACGGCCAAAUUCGGUAUACGAUUUACGAUGGUAAAGAGAUUAUUAUUGAUGGAAGCCUCCCUUCUAGAGGAACAAGGACGACUUUUGAGCUAUGCGAUAACAACAGAUGCUCCAACCAUGUUCCAAUCCACGUAUCAUUCCGACUGAACACAAACCAAAUGAUGGUCAGCUCUAAGACAGCUGGGAGGUGGAACCGGGAAAUUAACGCGGGCUCGAACCCUGCGAGCAGAGGACAGUCUUUCCGCAUCAAGUUCAUCAUUCACAGCAACAAGAUCAGGAUCUACAACAAUCAGAGAUUAGUGUAUGAUUUUAUAAACCCCAUUACCUUCGACAACAUCAAAUUUAUCUCCAUUCGUGAUAGUGCCGCCGUGACUUCGAUCGUGUAUUCUAUGACAUUUCCCGUGAGUUUUAAUUUUGAAAUUGGUUUAUCGAAUUUUGAAAAAAUAUGAUUACAGAAAUAUU